Molecule: messenger RNA, 2414 nt
Organism: Pyrus x bretschneideri (Chinese white pear)
Lineage: Eukaryota; Viridiplantae; Streptophyta; Magnoliopsida; Rosales; Rosaceae
Product: BTB/POZ domain-containing protein NPY1
Exons: 4
Coding region: 553-2187 (544 amino acids)
Molecular function (GO): protein binding
Source: RefSeq, a predicted model, not a curated record
UUAUUUUUGUGAUAGGAUAAUUACAAGAAACUUUUGAGGAGAUAAUAAACAAGAGACGAAAGCACAUGGGCGUUUUUGUGCUGUUCUUAUCGUUGUUUUUCUUUCUGCCCUUUAAAUUAUUGCUAUUUUAAUUUUGGAGAGUGUAGGGUUAAAGGGAGUUAUGGGGGUGUGGAAGCUGUCUUUCAGGAUGUGGUCCUGCAUUUGGAAUGUCACUAUUUUAUUGAGUUUUGUGGUCCAAAUGUGGAAAUGUCAUAUGGAGUACCCCCAAGAUCUGUAACCAUCACGCCGGCUAAAUUCUUCCGGUGAAUGAGGAAUUUAAACGAAUUACGGGAGGUGUUUUUCUUCCGGUGGAUUGUUUCGGCGUCAUUUGAAUAAAUAUGCAAAUGAUUGAAACUUGCUUAAUUCUUAUACGUGUCGUCUGAACUGCAGACGGAUGUUGUUAUUAAUGUUGGGGAAGUGAAGUUUUACCUUCACAAGUUCCCUCUCUUGUCCAAGAGCAAUCGCCUGCAAAAACUAGUAUCAAAAGCCAAUGAGGAUUCUGAAGAAAUUGACAUGGUUGAUUUUCCUGGUGGGCCAAAAUCCUUUGAAAUUUGUGCAAAGUUUUGCUAUGGAAUGACUGUUACUCUCAACGCUUACAAUGUUGUGGCUGCUCGAUGUGCUGCUGAGUAUCUGGAAAUGACUGAGGGUGUUGAUCACAGUAACCUAAUAUACAAAAUUGAGGUGUUCCUUAACUCAAGCAUCUUCCGUAGCUGGAAAGAUUCCAUCAUUGUGCUACAAACCACUAAACCUCUUCUGUCGUGGUCUGAAGAUCUGAAGAUUGUUGGAAGAUGCAUAGACUCAAUUGCUUCUAAAACAUCUGUAGACCCUGCCAACAUCACUUGGUCCUACACAUAUAACAGAAAAUUAGCAGAGCGUGAUAAAAUUAUUGAAGCAGGGAUGAAUUAUCGAGACAAAUUUGAAAAAGUUCCAAGGGAUUGGUGGGUUGAAGACAUAUGUGAGCUGGAUAUUGAUCUCUACAAACGAGUUAUUAUUGCUGUGAAAUCAAAGGGAAGAAUGGAUGGCACUGUUAUUGGGGAGGCUCUGAAGACUUACGCAGUUAGAUGGUUGCCAGAUUCUGUUGAAGCACUGGUUUUGGACGAACAUGCCUUGAGGAACAAAUCUCUGGUAGAAACAAUUAUUUGCUUAUUGCCGUCUGACAAAGGUAUGGGUUGUUCAUCCAGUUUCUUGCUGAAACUUUUGAAAGUUUCUAUUUUGGUUGGAGCAGACGAGUUGUUGAGGGAGGAGUUGGUGAAGAGGAUCAGUUUGAAGUUGCAUGAAGCUCGUGUAGGUGACUUGUUGAUCCCCGCACGAUCUCCUCAAAUUACUAUAUAUGACGUUGAGUUGGUUCUGUCUGUUGUGAGUCAGUAUGUGAUGCGUGAAAAGUACAAGUGGGAUUUGGAUGUUGUCGAGAAGAAUGAAAAGGGGACUGAUACUUUUAUAUUAGGGCAUGGAUCGUUGUUGGGUGUUGGUAGACUGGUCGAUGGGUAUCUUGCAGAAAUUGCACAUGACCCAAAUCUUAACCUCAGUAGUUUCGUAGAGUUAUCACAAUCAGUUCCCGAGUCAGCAAGGCCAAUUCACGAUGGGUUGUACAAAGCCAUUGACAUCUACCUGAAGGAGCACCCUAAUUUGACAAAGGCUGAAAGGAAAAGAAUUUGUGCAUUGAUGGAUGUCAAGAAACUUACACUGGAGGCAUCGAUGGAUGCUGCACAGAACGAGCAGCUCCCACUUCGAGUCGUUGUUCAAGUUCUCUUCUUUGAGCAGAUAAGAUCUGCAGCUAGCGUUCAAGCCCUUAACAACCAUCCCAGUGACACUUCACUUUCCACAACAAAUUUGGACGAGGAAUGUGACAAGAUAGCAGAAGAAAACUGCAAGCCGUUGGGAAAACAGAUGAGCCAAAUGAAGGUAACUGAAGAGUUCCAGAAGAACGCAAAACUGGGAAAGAACAACAGUAAAAACAGCCGAAGUGGUGCGCAAUUGCUUCCAUCUAGGUCGAGGAGAAUCUUCGAUAAAUUGUGGUCUGUGGGGAAGGGGCAUGUAGAGAACAAGAGCUCCGAGACAUCCGGGAGUUCUCAUAGUCCAACUUCAAAUGUUCCUGGCGAUUCAAAGUCGGUAUCAUCUUCGAGACAGAGGAGGUAUUCCAUCUCGUAAAUGGGGAUUUCAGGUCUGACCCGAAUUGAACGAGUUCAGAAAAUUCCACUGCAAGUGUACAAAGGAGUAGGGAUUUGUUGUAGCUGAUGAUCAUAUUGUCCUUCAAUCUAUCAAGCAUGUAUUAUCUCAAAUGGAGUUUACUAUAGUUAAAAUGUAAUCAGUUUAUCGGAGUGCCUUGUCUAACAUCUUUUGGUUCCACUUGAAAAUUGAUCUGUGUUUCUGCUUAA